AUGCGGACGCUACCAGUUUUAGUGAGAAUAUCGAUUGGGGCAGCAUGUUGUUUUAUUGUAUGCAGGGCUGUGGACACGUUUAUCUGCCCCGACGGUACCAAGUCUGUACAAUGUCUAACGAACCCAUGCGAAGUCACUCAAUGCGAGCGAUACCCAUACGCACGAUGUGAAGUUGAUUACUGUGGGAGGUGUAAGGCAACAUUCAUCGACAAUGAUGGUAGCGUAUUGGACUGCUGUGCGACAUACACGAAAGAUGCCAUUCCCCAAGACACGUUCAUUUGCCCAGAUGGUACUAAGUCUGUACAAUGUCCGACGAACCCUUGCGAAGUCACUCAGUGCGAGCGAUAUCCAUACGCACGAUGUGAAGUUGAUUACUGUGGGGGAUGUAUAGCAAAAUUUAUCGACAAUGAUGGUAGCGUUCUGGAUUGUGCCGAUAAGAAUCGAUGUACAGGUUCGUCACAUUCAGGUCACUGUAGAGCAAUGCUAUUACGAUGGUAUUUCGACCAAUCAACGGGAACGUGUGAACCUUUUAUCUACUCGGGGUGUGGAGGAAAUAGAAACAGGUGUAUUUCAGUCUGCGGAAAUUGGAUUCAAUGGAUCGACGAUGAAAAUGGUGGCGUGAUCGUCGAUGAAGUUGGCGAAUUCGAAUUCCUCCCGGACCUUCGUAUCCUACACGACAUAUGUGAGGUCCCGACCGCCAUUGAGUGUCGCACAGUAGUUGAACCUUUUACGCUAUCCUAUGAAACCGGGCAGACUGUAUACUGCGAUUUACCCGAUGGGCUAAUCUGUUUCCAUGGCGAUAACGUGUCUCCAUGUAUGAACUACAAGAUUAGGCUUUGUUGUGAAACGGAAGAACCUACAGUCACGGAGGAGGGAGCCACCGAAGAGGAUGAGAUAUGUAUUGGGGAUAAUUUGUAUAAGAUCGUUUUAGGCGACUCUUGUGACUGGCAUGAUGCAGACACAUAUUGCAAAACCAUCUUAGCUCCGAGAGGACAUGUCGCUGGCUUAGCAAAUCUAGGUGCCCGUAAAGUGCGUAACACAAUUCGGGAGAUUAUACAGCAGUCGCCGGGUUUGUCGAAUCCCAAAGGAAAAGGUUACUGGAUAGGAUGUCACGACGAAGAGGAGGAAGGCUCAUUUGUGUGGUUGAAUAGAAAUAAAGUGGAUGUACCACAAAAUGCAUGGCACCCCCGGCCAAACAAUAAACAGGCUAAAGCGUGCACAGCAAAGGGAAACGAUCAAGACUGCUGCCAACUUUGGGAAAGACCAAAAACUAAUCCUAGUUUCAAAAUGGAUGAUUCCUGUUGCACUGAUACAAAGUAUUUCAUUUGUGAAAUUCGUAAGUAA
This is a messenger RNA of Saccoglossus kowalevskii, 1344 nucleotides long. RefSeq names its product agrin-like. Gene Ontology annotation, molecular function: serine-type endopeptidase inhibitor activity; protein binding. NCBI's taxonomy places the organism in Eukaryota, Metazoa, Hemichordata, Enteropneusta, Harrimaniidae. Gene Ontology annotation, cellular component: extracellular region. Gene Ontology annotation, biological process: multicellular organism development; cell differentiation. The record is from RefSeq and is a predicted model, not a curated record.